This is a messenger RNA of Malaclemys terrapin pileata, 8978 nucleotides long. RefSeq names its product transmembrane and coiled-coil domain family 3 (gene TMCC3). The record is from RefSeq and is a predicted model, not a curated record. Bases 781 to 2121 code for a protein of 446 amino acids. Gene Ontology annotation, cellular component: endomembrane system. The transcript has 4 exons. NCBI's taxonomy places the organism in Eukaryota, Metazoa, Chordata, Testudines, Emydidae.
AUGCAGUUUAACCUCAGUUCCGUGCGGAUCCCAAAGCGCCGGCAGGAGCUAGUGCACUGCGUGUGGCCGGACUAGUGCCCCCGGGGCUGGCUCCCGCUUGCCGAGCUGCGCAUUUUAUGCAUUGCAAAGAGGAGCUUCCCCGGCUACUUCGCACUCGCUGAAGUUUCUGCGCCGUAGAAGUUUUGCCGAAGCCCUGGAGGGUCCGGCUCUGGGCAGGAUAACGAGACCCGGUGGUGGGGGGGAUGCGGCGGGCCAGACCCGGGGAUUGCCGGCGCUGGUUCCCCACAGCCAGCCUACGCGUGGGCACGGGCACAGGCUUCCGGAGCGCGCUAAAGCGCGGGUGCCCCGCCGCCUGCUCAGGUGGGGCUGGGGGCAGAGACCUCUUUAAGAGGGGGGCGCCUCGUCCCUUCGCCUUUGGGCAGGAGCCCAGCGCCUCUUCUCCGCUCUGCAUCCCCCGGGCUGCCCAGCGCAGGGCACGCGACCAGCCCGAGCGGGGCCGCCCUGUUGGCUGCUUUAACGGGGGCCGGGAGCGGAGCGUGGCCAGCGGCUGCAGGCGGUGUUUUUAGGGCUCCCUUCUCGGUACAGCGCUCAUCGCCUUAGCUGAGGCCGCAGCGCUGCGCCCAGCCAGCUGGAACCGUUGCUGGGCUGGCUUGGGCUGUCAGGGCGGAUCAGUCUGUGCCAGCUGUUUCCCAUGUCUGCUGGAGCACUGUGACCGCAGUCAACCUCGGAGGCUAGAGACUGUGCCUGUCUGCGGAGCGAGAGAAGGUGGAAAGACAUGACAUGAAUACUCUGAGCUUGCCACUUAACAUUCGCCGUGGGGGUUCAGACACCAACCUCAACUUUGAUGUACCUGAUGGGAUCUUAGAAUUUCACAAAGUCAAACUUAAUGCAGAUAGCCUGAAACAAAAAAUUUUGAAAGUUACAGAACAGAUCAAAAUUGAACAAACAGCCCGUGAUGGAAAUGUGGCUGAAUAUUUAAAACUGGUGAACAGUGCGGACAAGCAGCAGGCUGGACGAAUUAAACAAGUCUUUGAGAAGAAGAACCAGAAAUCUGCCCACUCCAUUGCCCAGCUACAGAAGAAAUUGGAACAGUAUCACCGAAAGCUCAAAGACAUUGAACAAAAUGGAUCUUCCAAAAGUUCCAAAGAUAUUUCGAAAGAUAACUUGAAGGAUAUCCAUCCCCCUUUAAAAGAUGUCCAUGGCAAAUCUCGUAUCAGUGGCCAAGGUGCUGAGAGCAGCAAAUCGGGUGUGCCAGGUGUCUCCUUGACACCACCAGUGUUUGUUUUCAGCAAGUCGAGAGAGUUUGCAAACUUGAUCCGAAAUAAAUUUGGUAGUGCUGACAACAUUUCUCACCUGAAAAAUACCCUGGAUGAAUUUCGGCCAGAAACUAGUUCCAGGGCCUAUGGUGGCAGUGCUACUAUUGUUGCUAAACCAAAAUAUGUUAGUGAUGAUGAGUGCUCAAGUGGGACAUCUGGCUCUGCAGAUAGUAAUGGGAACCAUUCCUUUGGGCCUGGUGGGACAAACGCUCUGGACAGCCAAGCAAAGCUUUCCAUGAUCUUGGAGGAACUGAGAGAAAUAAAGGAGACACAGUCCCAAUUAGCUGAUGACAUACAGAAUUUAAAAGCACAGUUUCAAAGAGACUAUGGUUUUAUUUCUCAGACAUUGCAGGAGGAAAGAUACAGAUAUGAACGAUUGGAAGACCAGCUAAACGAUCUGACAGAUCUUCAUCAGCAUGAGACUGCAAACCUGAAACAAGAGCUAGCCAGCAUAGAAGAAAGAGUGGCAUAUCAGGCCUGUGAACGGUCACGAGAUGUUCAGGAAGCCUUGGAAUCUUGCCAGACUAGGGUUUUUAAGCUGGAGUUCCAUCAGCAAGAACAGCAAGCACUGCAGUCAGAAACUGUGAAUGCCAGAGUACUCCUAGGGAAAUGUAUAAAUGUAAUCUUGGCCUUCAUGACCGUCAUCUUAGUGUGCGUUUCUACCAUUGCAAAGUUUAUAGCUCCUAUGAUGAAGAGCCGUUUCCAUAUCAUCUGCACUUUUUUUGCAGUGACUCUACUUGCAAUAUUUUGUAAAAAUUGGGAUCACAUUAUCUGUGCCAUAGAAAGGAUGAUCAUACCAAGAUGAAUCCACUAGUCCGGAUCUUUUAUUUUUUUAAAGAAAUGUGUGUGUACAAACUACCAAAAUUUUUAAUUUUGCAAUUUAAACAUGCAGACUGGAUGAAGGCUAUAAAAACACUUGAAUGCUAAGGUGUAAAUACUUCAAUUUAUACUCCGUGGCAGUUAUUUGCCUAUUCAAUUAUACUGUAUGUAAUUGGCUAAAUCUAUUACAAACUGCUCACUCCUGUAAAUCUUUUGCCUUAAUCUUACCAGCUUUCCACUUUACAAACCAGCACAUCUACAAGAGGUCAUGCUACUGGUGAUGUAAGAAACCUGAAGUGUAUUGUGUCAUUAACUAAAGUGAGGAGGAGUGAUGGUGAGAGUGCAUUAUAAUAAGUGUGUACUUGCCCCAUUCCUAUUGGAUUAAUUCAGUUGUCUAGCUUCCCAUAUGAACCAGGAUAGAAUGGCUAGCUAUAUUUUACAAUAUUAGGAAAUACCAGCCAUACUUAUAGUAUUUCCUAAUGCUAGAUGAUUUAACAACUGUGAAUUAGAAACUGGGAAGGUGCUUAAUCACAAUCCAGCACCAUUUCCUGAUGCUUCUGCCAGUAGGCCCAUACUCAGACAGAUUCUGUAAAUGUUAUACUUUCCCAACAAUUUGAUAUGACUAGAGUCUCUUGUGAUACACAUUAGUAAAUAUUGUAUCCUUGAGCUAUUCUUUAUCAUGUGUAGGAAAUAUAUAAAUGUAAUAACAUGCCUCCAAAUAUGAUGCAGUGAAUGAAUUAUAAGAUCACAAGGACAUCUUAGAAGAAUAAAGAAACUAGUAACCAGUGCGGAUGCCACUAUGUUGACUUCAGUACCUCUUCUUGUCAUAUUUCAAGCUUUGCAGAUUGCAAAGGGAGAGCACAUAAACAAUUGUUUAAAUUUUUAACAGUCAGUUGAUAAGCUUUCCAAUUAACAUGAAAUGGAUAACACUAGGCCCCAAGUUGAAAUAGGAGUUAGUAAUUCUGAAGGAAGUUGGAUGCUGUAAGUUUUUUUUGCUUCAGGGUUCCACAGGGGAUGUGCAGGAACCACCAGGUCAGGAGGAUUGGGAAAGAAUGAAAGUUUAUAUAUUAGAACUAAUGUGCAAUGUCUUUUGUGAGAAAUUCCUGAGAACAGUGUUUUAGACAUCAGACAAUAACAUCACUAUGAAACAGGUAGGUUUUUUUAAAUAUAAUUUAUUUUGCCUGAUCUAGAAACUACAAAAUAUUUUUCUUGAAAUCCUUUGUUGCCUGGGUAACCAUUAUGAUGUAAAAUAAUAUAUGAAAUAAAAUAUCAGGAUUCUUCUCCACUUGUAUGUAUCCAGAAAAAUGACAAAUGUCUUGUUAUUUAAUUUAAUAUUUAGUGCUGUUUGCUUUUAAGAUAUGUUGUCAUGACAGCAUUAUUGUUACUUUGGUCGCAGGGGUAAUUAUGCCUGAAUUUUAAUUAAGUGCAAUAAUUUGUAUGGAAGUCUUUAGAAAUUCUUAUAUGGAAAAAAGGAAAAAGCACUUUGUCCUUUCUUCACCAUAACAUGAUUUAUAAUUAAUCUAAUAGCUUGCUGUGGCUUCAGGGGCUGAACAAAGAGCAUGGCUAAUGAUGUAAAUAAUGAUAUAACUGAGACUUUAGAAAACUAAAUUUAAAAAAAAAUCAUUAAAGAAAUUCUGAUAUGUGCAAUGUUUUUGAAUAUAGAAAGGAAUUGAAUCCAGAAGGAUUGUGAUACUUGACUUGCUGCAGGCACAGGAAAUUAAUCAAUAGAAUACACCCACUUUAUCUAUCUGGAUCCUGUUCAAUCUUCCAGAGGAAGGUGGAGGAAAUUAAAACAAAAACUUGCUGAUAGUGGCAUGACCUUCCAUACCUCAAACUUAACAGUCAGUUUAACACUGUAUAUGUGAGCAAGAAUUGCCAUAUAUUCAUCCAAAUCCAUUUAUUCUCAAAGUCACUAUUGGUAUCCAAGUAAUUAGUCCUCUUUUCCUUGAUUUCUGAAAGCAAAGAAUUCCAAACACUGAUGACCCUUCUGAGGGGGGGAAUAAUCAGUGUUAAACCUAAACUUUACCUUUUGCAAUUUGCAGGCAGGUCUUUGUGCGUUCCUGUUGCUGUUUAGUUCAAUGAGAUCCUUAUUCCCAAUUCUUUUAUCAUCCCCAUUUAGGUAUUGUAUGGAUACAUUGCAUUAAAAUUUCAUCCCCUAACCAGUCCACCCACUCAUAGCUACCUCAUCUAUCCAGUUGAUAGGCUGAGGAGAUUACAAACUGUAUCAGUUGAAGAGAUUAAACAGAUCUUCAUAGUGAAGUCUCCUCCAUAACUUUGAAAAAACGUAGCUGCUCCUUUCUGGAUUUACUCCAGAAUUUGUACAUCCUAACAGAGGAUUUCCCUUGUUUUGUUUAUAUACCCUUUUGAUGCAGCUUGGGAACCUUUUGGCCUUUACUGCGUUAAACAGUAAAUUCCCAUCUUCAUUGCAGCUAACAUGAAUAUUAAGUUCUUUUGUUGUCGGUACUUCCCAGUUCUUUAGCCAGCAAUUAUAUUUUAGAUUCAGAAUCCUUUAUGACUUGCAUUAAAAUCCAUCAGCCAUUUUAUAAACCAUUCCCCUAAUGUAUUUAAAUUUUUCUUACCAAUUUAUAACUUUGCGUCUAAAGGUGAGUUUGGAGGGGACGGACCUAAAAGGAAGAGCCCCAGUACUGACUCUUGACAUAAUAUGCUAGUGACUUCUCUACAUUGUAAUCCAUUGCCAUCCUUUUUGUAUCCUCCAUUUAAUCAUUUUGAUAUUCAAUUUAUAUACCUGCAUUCCAGGCUGGACAAUAGAAAAAUCAAGCAUUGAUAUAGUACUUUCGUUAAAUGGCUUACAAAUGUCUACAUAUAUGUAAUAUGGAUGCUACUUGUCAGUAGCUUUUCUGAACUCAGGAAAACAAUUGUUUAGUUUAGCAUAAUUUAGAUACCUUUAUUAAUUUAACUUUGCUGAUUCCAGUGUAGAAACCUUGAAUUUGUGACCCAUUCUGUCUGAUCUGUCUCUGACAAUUUCCAGGAUCAGGACAUAACAAAUUAAGCCUCUUUAACUAUGUAAGAUCAGCCAGUCUCUCUCAUAAGCAGAAAAAUCUGUUACAGCCAUGCUUUGGGAAUACAAAGACAUCUGUACUUGGGUAGAAUAUGGUAACUACCAACAAGUGAUCUCCAUGUAAAAUGAGAAUGUAAUGCUCAAAGGAACUGUUUUACCGUUGGCUGAUCAAUCUGACUGACUCCAAAUCAGAAAUAGUGAGGUCUUACAUAACCGAUGCAGUGCAUUUCCAUAUUGGCUUUGUAUUGGAAAUAAAACACAUUUAAAAAUCACAAGACCUCUCUAAAGUAAGAAAAAAGAAAAUGCUUCUCAGUGCAAGUUAAUACAGACCUAACCGUUCUGUCAAUCACGCACUUUCAUCUUUAUAGGUUCCCUUCUGAGCUCUAUCUAAAACCAUACCAAUGUUCAUAGGCUGUCCCAACCAAUAGCAAUUUCAAGAUCUUUCUCCAUGAGAAAUGCUCAGAUUCUUUAUGGAUCGCACGUCUUCUGUCAAGUCUCCCCAUCUUCUUCCCUUCUCUUUCCCUGCGGCUGUCCUGGUCCUUUGGUAAUCUUUCCCUCAUGUUCUAUUUUAAUAUAAAUUUCAAAAACUAAUUAAAAAUGCUUCAACAUACCAUAUUUUCCCUCAUUUUUGCUUCAGUAAUUUGCAUAUGUCCUGUAUUACUUGCUGACCCCAAUCUUCACUUUCCCAACUCUUCCAACAUUUUGUAUUUUUUUUCUCCUUAUGUACCCUUAUCUGUGGUAAGCCAGGGUGUCUAACUUGUGUUAAGGAAGUGGAAGGUAGCUUUUAAUAUGCUCAUGGCACUCAAUCCCUUUAAAUGUAUGCCAAACUCUUUGAAAAUCCCUCUCCCAAAAUAUGUUGAAUUCUUUUCUCUGGCUGAUUCUGGCUGGCAAUCAAAGAACCAUUUAAUUUCAUUGCCAAGUGUAGCUUCAGUCUCAAGAUCCUUAGUAAGUUAGUCAUAAUUGGUUGGAACUGUGUCUAGUAACACUAAUCAUUAUGGUUAACAUUCUAACUGCUUGAGAGAUAAACACAUCUUUGAAAGCCCCAAAGAGUUUGAUGAUAGAAUCCAUACCUGUUGAUUCCUGGAGAGUUAAUUUCCCAUGACCGUUACCUUCACUGUUAGCUACCUUUCUAAUUUCAGCCCACUGAUCCAAAUCAAGGGGUUUCUUUAGGGCAGGGGGUCGGCAACCUUUCAGAAGCGGUGUGCCGAGUCUUCAUUUAUUCACUCUAAUUUAAGGUUUCGCGUGCCGGUAAUACAUUUUAACAUAUUUAGAAGGUCUCUUUCUAUAUGUCUAUAAUGUAUAACUAAACUAUUGUUGUAUGUAAAGUAAAUAAGGUUUUUAAAAUGUUUAAGAAGCUUCAUUUAAAAUUAAAUUAAAUUAAAAUGCAGAGCCCCUUGGACCGGUAGCCAGGACCAGGGCAGUGUGAGUGCCACUGAAAAUCAGCUUGUGUGCUGCCUUCGGCACGCAUGCCAUAGGUUGCCUACCCCUGCUUUAGGGCUUCCCACACAAACCUAGUGAAAGAUGCCCACAUACAUUUAGUUCCACUGUUGUCCAAAGUCACUGAUAUUACUCUGACUGGAUACUAUCCUAUUCAAUUUCUUCCUGCCUUAUAUACUAUAAGUUCAGUCCUUCAUGUAACCCAGUGGUGUUUCUUAUUAAGCUCCAGUUAUACUAGUUCUGGCUUUUCAUAGAGAGCUAUUGAAUCUGGCCACUGCUUGUUUAGUAUUAAAAUGCCUGACAUUAAGAAGUGGAACCGCUACUGGAGUACCAUGUCCAGUUCUGGUGUCAACAUUUCAGGAAGGACGUUGAUAAAUUGGAGAGGUCACAGAAAGAACAUUGAGAAUGAUUAAAGGGUUGGAAAACAUGCCUCACAGUGAAAGAUUCAAGGAGCUCAAUCUGUUUAGUUUAUCAAAGAUAAAGUUAGGGGGUGACUUGGUCAGUCUAUAAGAUCCAGAUGCUUAAUGUAUUUAGGCUAGUAUUCUGUUCUAUAUAGGUUUUUAUACCAUGCACAUCACCAUAGUAUCUGAGCACCUUCCAGUAGUGCAUUAAGCAACAUGACUACACAUCGGUCACAUAUUGUUUGUGUUCUCAUCCUCUUCCCCAGAGGGAGAAGCAUGUGGAGUUGAGUGUCUUGUUUUGGUAGGGUGGGUUUUUGUUUUGUUUGUUUGUUAAAUAUAGCUGUUGCUAUGUGUUCAUGUUUGAGAAGAAAAGAUCAAAGAAAUGUGCCUUGCACUUUGAGUGGAAAGUGACAAGGGUUGUAGUAGUUGUUAGUUCCUGGGAGUUUAUUCCAGUCUCAUACCAUCCCUGGAGAAGGUUGUGUCUCCUGCAUAGACAAGCUUUACUCUUAUUGUUGAGAGUUGCAUUGUGCCAGAGGAGUGAAGUUGUUGACCGUGGUCUUCGUCCCAGAACUUUUGGUCUUUUAGGUAUUCUGAGCCCAGGCUAUGGAAUGCUUCGAAGAUAAGGACUGAGACCUUUAACUUGAUUUGAAAUUCUAUGGGAAGCCUGUGUAGGGAGCAGAGGACAGAUGUGAUAUGCUUAUAGUAGUCUGUGUUGCUGAGGAGAGACACACUGUAGCAUUUUGUACUAGUUGGAGUUUCCUAAGUUCCCAUUGAUUUCAGUGAAAGUUAGGAGCCUAAAUACCUUUCAGCAUCUUUGCAUAAGUACCUACAUUGAGAACAGAGAUUUGAUAAUAGAGGUCUCUUCAAUCUAGCAAACAAAGAUAUAACAUGAAUCAAUGGCUGGAAGCUGAAGCUAGACAAACUCAAACUAGAAAUAAGGUGCAAAUUUUUAACAGUGAGGGUAAUUAAUCCUUGGAACAAUUUACCAUGCGGUGGGGUAGACUGUCCAUCACUCAAAAGUUUUAAAUCAAGAUUAGAUGUUUUUCUAAAAAAUAUGCUGUAGUUCAAACAGGAAUAAAUGCAGGGAAGUCCUAUGGCCUGUGUUAUACAGGAUGUCAGACUAGAUGAUUGCAAUGUUCCUUCUGGCUUUAUAAUCUAUGAUUUACAAAAAUUAGCUAAACAAGCUCAAAAUACAAAGAGGAUCCGGAAUCACUUAGGUGCUUUUGAAAAAUUUUACACCAAGUCCUAUUUUCAGAAGUAACAUGCUCUGAGACUUAGGCGCCUAGAUUUUAUAUUGAUUUUUUUUUUAAUAAGGCAGUUUUAUAACUUCUUCCAGAUAAACAAAUAUAUAUUCGUAGCAAAACUUGAAAUACAGUACUGUAGACAGACAGGUUUUUAAAUGAAAUUUGAAUGCCAACAGAAUGAGCUUAAUCUGGUAGUGAAGCAGAGUUCAGUUUAAAAAAUGAAAAUUUUAUAUUAAAAUAAUGUAAGGGAAAAAGAAAAUAUUGCAAUUUACUGAAUUGCUUAAUCACCCUUGAAGAACAAAAAGCACUAUAAAAUCCAGUUUUGAGGCCAGUAAAAUCCUGUCAUCUGUUUUCUAAGAAAAUUAGAAGACAAUGUACAUACAGAUUGCAUGGGGACUUGAUUGAAUUGUCUUGUAAAUUUGAUUUUAUUGCAUAUGUGUGGUGUAUUAAGUUGUACUGUUGGUAGAAAGCUCUUUCUUUCCAUGAAUCUAUCUCCCUUCCUUUUUUUGUAAGGUAAUGCUGACUAGGCAGUACUGAAGUGUACUGAAAGCUGUUUAUUUUUGACUGAAAAUAUUUGUGUCAGCAUAUAACCUUUGUAUCUCGUACCACUUUCAUUUUGUGCAGCACGGUGUAAAAAUACAUGUAUUAAUGUAUGUAGUGUAUUUGUGUAUUUCUUGGUGUGUCAUGACUGCUCAAAGGUGCCAUUAACAUUUUUUUUUAAAUAAAAGUAUUUUAAAUUUAA